AUGCACUCUUUUGCUCCUUUUACCUUGAUUGCCCUCGCCAGCCUCGGCGAAGCUCGCCAUGGACGCUUCAUUCUUCCUCGUCAGAAUGGCCAGGCUUGCUGCCCGUGCCCUGCGAAUGGCCAAGCUGGUCUUCAAACCGUGACUGUGACGGAGUAUGCUCAGCCUGCUACUAUUACUGUCACCCAUACCACUACCCCUGUCUCUACCAUCACGUAUAUUCCUCCUACUCAGGAAACCAUCACCAGCAAAAUCUUUGUCGACCCUGUUCCUCUGAGCGAAGCACCCGCCAAGAUUACAAGAACUCGCCACUCAACCAUCACCGUUACCCGAGAGGUUGGGGCCUCCGCUCAGCCAAUUGAGGGCCACGAGAUGUCCUCCUCGCUCACCACCAUCUCGUACAUCCCACCACCUGCCGUGUCCUCCAGCAAGGCGCCUAUCAAGGCUUGCCCUGCCCCCGUCCGCCCAUCUCGCGCUACAACAAGCUCCCAAGUUGUUUCCGAGACCAGCGCCCAGCUCGCAGCGCAAACCUCCUCCCCAUCCGCCAGCAGCAGCAGCGUCAUCAAGCCCAGCACUGUUACUUACACCCCUCCCGCUGAGACUCCGGACGUCCUCCCUCACUCUCCCCCCCGCGGCUCUUACACCAGCAUCAACUGGUAA
[Torrubiella] hemipterigena is the source of this 657-nucleotide messenger RNA. NCBI's taxonomy places the organism in Eukaryota, Fungi, Ascomycota, Sordariomycetes, Hypocreales, Clavicipitaceae. The record is from the annotation of a GenBank genome assembly.